Messenger RNA from Urocitellus parryii (Arctic ground squirrel), 735 nucleotides. NCBI's taxonomy places the organism in Eukaryota, Metazoa, Chordata, Mammalia, Rodentia, Sciuridae. The record is from RefSeq and is a predicted model, not a curated record.
AUGUGUGAAGGAAGACACAAUGACAAAAUGGCUGUGAGAUCCGCCAUGAAGGAGGAGCUGAAGGCAACACAGACAAAACCUACUCUGUGCGACUUGUUCCACACACCCAACCUGUGUAAACGGAUCUGUCUCCUGUCCUUGKUGAGAUUUGCAACAAUGAUGCCUACUUUUGGCUUGACUCUCCACCUCCAGCACCUGGGGAUCAAUGUUUUCCUGGUCCAGGUUCUCCUUGGUGUAGUCAAACUCCCAGCCAAUUAUCUUUCACUUUGGGCGCUGAAACACAGGGGCCGUCGUAUAAGCAUAUUUUUUUUCAYGUCCAUGAUGGGAAUCACUUUGCUGGCCAUCGUAUUUGUGCCUUCAGRAAUGCAGACUGUGCGUAUGAUUCUGACAACUUUGGGAGGAGGAAUUUGUUUUGCCUCUAUUACCUGUUGUUUGACCCAGGCAAAUGAACUGCUCCCCACCGUCAUCAGGGCAACAGCUUUUGGAAUCAUUGGAGUUUGCGGUAGUUUGGGGGCAGCUSUGGCUCCCCUGUUGAUGACCCUGGAAACAUAUGCUGAACCCUUGCCCUGGAUCAUCUAUGGAGCCUCCUGCAUCUUUAUUAGCCUYGUUGUCUUCCUCCUUCCAGAAACCAGGAAUCAUCAACUGCCUGACUCCCUCCAAGAUAUAGAAAAUGGUGGGAAAGGCUCAAGAAAAACAGAGCUGGAAGAUACCUCCAUCAAAGUGACACACUUCUAA